AAAAUAGAACGACAGUUUUGAUUAGUUUCUUCAUCAUCAAUGCCAAUAUCAAAAAAGAUAUSUAAUGAAGUAAGGUAGUAUAAAAUCAGGCAGGAGAAGUUGGAGAUUGUGUCUAUAAUAUGGCGAAAUUUUGGCUUCAAACUUUUACGUAUUAUCUUGUUUUCACUACACUUGUAACGACACAGCUACCAUUUGUAGUUUCUACAGAUCCAUCUUGUGGAGMMGUCAUAUUUGKUUUCGGGUKCUWUGGAGUAGUUCUUUCAUUUGGUGGUUACGRGAUUGYAGAACUUUAUCGUUGGUAUAAGAAAUGYCCUUAUUCGGAAUGCUGUACCGAAAACUGGGUCAAACCAAAUAUCACGGGACUAAAACGCGACCUCAAUGCACGUCUUUUGGGACAACACUUAGUCAGGAAUACAGCCUUCACAGCUAUCAAAGGACAUGUCACUAACGACAAUCCAGAGAAAGCCCUUGCGCUGUCAUUCAAUGGCUGUACUGGUUGCGGAAAGAACUUUGUCAGCAAAAUCAUUGCUGAAAAUCUGUACAAGAAAGGAAUGGAUAGCGAAUAUGUGCACUUACUAAUUGSAACUCACCACUUCCCACACAAGCACCAAUUAGAGAGCUACAAAAUCUGGCUGAGUAGAUGGGUAAUUGCGAACAUCGCYAAGUGCCCCAGAUCUCUGUUUAUAUUUGACGAGAUGGAUAAGAUGCCAGAAGGUCUAGUDGAUGUUCUAAAACCCUUCUUAGACCACUACCCUGAGGUUGAAGGGGUAGAUUGCAGGAAAGCAAUAUUUAUUUUCCUGAGUAACACUGGGGCUAGACUUAUCAACAGUGCAGCGCUGGAAAACUGGAGUAAAGGGAAAGAUCGAAAUGCAAUAACUAUCAAAGACAUGGACAAAAUCAUCAAUUUGGGAGCGUUCAAUGAAAAAGGUGGUUUUUGGCAUGCAACUCUGAUUGAAAAACAUCUGAUUGACUAUUUCAUACCUUUCCUUCCACUAGAAAGAUCACAUGUUAAAGAGUGUGCCAGGGUUGAUCUUAAACUAAAGCAUCAUUCCACAAAUAAGCACAUUUUGGCCUUGAUUGCAGAUGAAAUGCAGUAUUAUCCUGAGGACACUAAAGUAUUUUCUACAUCUGGAUGCAAAAAAGUACCUUCUAAAGUAGACUUGAUUAUCAACCAAGAUGACUAAUGAUUGCUAUGUCACCUUCAUCUACAAGUGGAUGGGUUAUUUAGUUUUCUUUUCUUUCUCUUAUUAACUAUUAAAUAACUAUUAAAUAUCCCACUUCAAUCACUAAGAUCCACAGCAUGUCCCUUCCCUACUGGGGACAGAUUCAGAACAUUAAUA
Messenger RNA from Exaiptasia diaphana, 1340 nucleotides. Its product is annotated as torsin-1A. Gene Ontology annotation, cellular component: endoplasmic reticulum. Bases 120 to 1184 code for a protein of 354 amino acids. The transcript has a single exon. NCBI's taxonomy places the organism in Eukaryota, Metazoa, Cnidaria, Anthozoa, Actiniaria, Aiptasiidae. The record is from RefSeq and is a predicted model, not a curated record. Gene Ontology annotation, molecular function: ATP binding; ATP hydrolysis activity.